Anneissia japonica is the source of this 4220-nucleotide messenger RNA. RefSeq lists its product as uncharacterized. The transcript has 24 exons. Lineage: Eukaryota; Metazoa; Echinodermata; Crinoidea; Comatulida; Comatulidae. The coding region runs from base 136 to 3813 and encodes 1225 amino acids. The record is from RefSeq and is a predicted model, not a curated record.
CUGACGACACGAUAUAUACCUCGACACUGUGAUAUAAGAAGCUGAUGACCGCUAAAAUCCCGUCUAUGUAAAUUGUGACUAUCGCCGUUCGAUUGCAAAUAGAUCUUACCCCGUCAAACCGCAGGUGGUAAAAUCAUGAACUACAGAACUCUUGUUGUGGCUGUUGCCAUCAUGUACAUUAUCAAUGGUAACAAUGCAUUGAUUUGUUACAAAUGUACCCAGGAUGAAGACCCGUCCUGCGGACAUACGCUAGGAGACAUGAGUAGUAUUCCUCAGGCUACUUGCUCAGGGUCGUGCAUGAUGUCUAAAACUACCAUGCCUAUAGAAGACACAAUCAUGGAAAUGUAUACCAGGUCUUGUGAACAAUUCUGCCUUGACACAUGUAUGAACAUGACUGGUAUAACCGUAUGUAGCCAGUGCUGCACAACUGAUCUCUGCAAUGGAAAUUACGUCGACACUACACAGACAACCGAUCUACAACCAGAAGGUGAUGCACAACUAGAUGGCAGUGCUCAAACAGACGUCGUCGCAGAACCGGAAGCUGUUGACAAUGUAUUGAUGUGCUACAACUGUACACAAGCUGACGAUCCGGAAUGCGGGCAAACGCUUACUGAUACGAGUAGCAUUUCACAAGUUCCUUGCACAGGAGUGUGCAUGUUGUCUAAAGCUACCAUGCCGAUAGGGGGCACAACCCUAGAAAUGUAUAUCAGGUCUUGUGAACAAUUCUGCCUUGACACUUGUAUGAACAUGACUAGUAUAACCGUAUGUAGCCAGUGCUGCACAACUGAUCUCUGCAAUGGUAAUUAUGACGAGACUGCACAGACAAGCGAUGUACUACCAGAAGAUGAAUUACAACCAGAAGGCAGUGCUCAAACAGACGUCUUCGAAAAGCCCGAAGCUGGUGACAAUGUAUUAAUGUGCUACAACUGUUCACAAGUUGAAGAUCCGACCUGCGGACAGACGCUAAGUGAUACGAGUAAUAUUCCACAGGUUCCUUGCACAGGAAUGUGUAUGUUGUCUAAAGCUACCGUUCCGAUACAAGGCAUAAUCCUAGAAAUGUAUUUUAGGUCUUGCGAACAAUCCUGCCUUGACACUUGUAUGGAUUUUUCGUUCGUGUCAGACAUGACCGUAUGUAGCGAGUGCUGUACAACUGAUCUCUGCAAUAGUAAUUACGUCGACACUACACCUGAAGGUGAUGUACAACCAGAAGCUGAUGUACAACCAGAUGGCAGUGCUCAACCAGAGGACGUCGCAGAACUGGAAGCUGGUGACAAUGUAUUAAUGUGCUACAACUGUUCACAAGUUGAAGAUCCGACCUGCGGACAAACGCUAAGUGAUACGAGUAAUAUUCCACAGGUUCCUUGCACAGGGAUGUGUAUGUUGUCUAAAGCUACCGUUCCGAUACAAGACACAAUCCUAGAAAUGUAUUUUAGGUCUUGCGAACAAUCCUGCCUUGACACUUGUAUGGAUUUUUCGUUCGUGUCAGACAUGACCGUAUGUAGCGAGUGCUGUACAACUGAUCUCUGCAAUGGUAAUUACGUCGACACUACACCUGAAGGUGAUGUUCAACCAGAAGCUGAUGUAGGCCUACAACCAGAUGGCAGUGCUCAUCCAGACGUCGUCGCAGAACCGGAAGCUGUUGACCAUGUAUUGAUGUGCUACAACUGUACACAAGCUGACGAUCCGGAAUGCGGGCAAACGCUUACUGAUACGAGUAGUAUUUCACAGGUUCCUUGCACAGGAGUGUGCAUGUUGUCUAAAGCUACCAUGCCGAUAGGGGGCACAAUCCUAGAAAUGUAUAUCAGGUCUUGUGAACAAUUCUGCCUUGACACUUGUAUAAACAUGACUAGUAUAACCGUAUGUAGCCAGUGCUGCACAACUGAUCUCUGCAAUGGUAAUUAUGACGAGACUGCACAGACAAGCGAUGUACUACCAGAAGGUGAAUUACAACCAGAAGGCAGUGCUCAAACAGACGUCUUCGAAAAGCCGGAAGCUGUUGACAAUGUAUUAAUGUGCUACAACUGUUCACAAGUUGAAGAUCCGACCUGCGGACAGACGCUAAGUGAUACGAGUAAUAUUCCACAGGUUCCUUGCACAGGGAUGUGUAUGUUGUCUAAAGCUACCGUUCCGAUACAAGGCACAAUCCUAGAAAUGUAUUCCAGGUCUUGCGAACAAUUCUGCGUUGACACUUGUAUGGAUUUUUCGUUCGUGUCAGACAUGACCGUAUGUAGCGAGUGCUGUACAACUGAUCUCUGCAAUGGUAAUUACGUCGACACUACACCUGAAGGUGAUGUACAACCAGAAGCUGAUGUACAACCAGAUGGUAGUGCUCAUCUAGACGUCGUUGCAGAACCGGAAGCUGUUGACAAUGUAUUGAUGUGCUACAACUGUACACAAGCUGACGAUCCGGAAUGCGGGCAAACGCUUACUGAUACGAGUAGUAUUUCACAGGUUCCUUGCACAGGAGUGUGCAUGUUGUCUAAAGCUACCAUGCCGAUAGGGGGCACAAUCCUAGAAAUGUAUAUCAGGUCUUGUGAACAAUUCUGCCUUGACACUUGUAUGAACAUGACUAGUAUAACCGUAUGUAGCCAGUGCUGCACAACUGAUCUCUGCAAUGGUAAUUAUGACGAGACUGCACAGACAAGCGAUGUACUACCAGAAGGUGAAUUACAACCAGGAGGCAGUGCUCAAACAGACGUCUUCGAAAAGCCGGAAGCUGUUGACAAUGUAUUAAUGUGCUACAACUGUUCACAAGUUGAAGAUCCGACGUGCGGACAGACGCUAAGUGAUACGAGUAAUAUUCCACAGGUUCCUUGCACAGGGAUGUGUAUGUUGUCUAAAGCAACCAUUCCGAUACAAGGCACAAUCCUAGAAAUGUAUUCCAGGUCUUGCGAACAAUUCUGCGUUGACACUUGUAUGGAUUUUUCGUUCGUGUCAGACACGACCGUAUGUAGCGAGUGCUGUACAACUGAUCUCUGCAAUAGUAAUUACGUCGACACUACACCUGGAGGUGAUGUACAACCAGAAGAUGAUGUACAACCAGAUGGCAGUGCUCAACCAGAGGACGUCGCAGAACUGGAAGCUGGUGACAAUGUAUUAAUGUGCUACAACUGUUCACAAGUUGAAGAUCCGACCUGCGGACAAACGCUAAGUGAUACGAGUAAUAUUCCACAGGUUCCUUGCACAGGGACGUGUAUGUUGUCUAAAGCUACCGCUCCGAUACAAGACACAAUCCUAGAAAUGUAUUUCAGGUCUUGCGAACAAUCCUGCCUUGACACUUGUAUGGAUUUUUCGUUCGUGUCAGACAUGACCGUAUGUAGCGAGUGCUGUACAACUGAUCUCUGCAAUGGUAAUUACGUCGACACUACACCUGAAGGUGAUGUUCAACCAGAAGCUGAUGUACAACCAGAUGGCAGUGCUCAACCAGAGGACGUCGCAGAACUGGAAGCUGGUGACAAUGUAUUAAUGUGCUACAACUGUUCACAAGUUGAAGAUCCGACCUGCGGACAGACGCUAAGUGAUACGAGUAAUAUUCCACAGGUUCCUUGCGCAGGAAUGUGUAUGUUGUCUAAAGCUACCAUGGCGAUAGGAGCCAGAAACCUGGAAAUGUAUUUCAGGUCUUGUGAACAAUUCUGUGUUGACACUUGUAUAGACAUUUCCGACAUGACCGUAUGUAGCGAAUGCUGCGCAACUGAUUUAUGCAAUGGGAAUUACCUCGACACUACACAGACAACCGAUCUACAACCAGAAGGUGACGUACAACCAGAUGGUGGUACUCAGAUAGACUUCGGCGAAGAAGCAGAAGUUUUCUAGAGCUAUGCAGAAGGAGACAAAAUUAUGGAAAUGUAUACCAGGUCUUGUGAUGAUCCUGCUUUGACGCUUGUAUGAACAUGACAGGCUUGACCGUAUGUAGGCACGGUGCUGUACAACUGACCUCUGCAAUAGCAAUUAUGUUGACACUGCAGAGACGGCGAUGCACAACCAGAAGGUGAUGCGCGAUCAGGUGAUUCAAAGUCAGAAGGUGAAGCAUAACCGAAUGGCAGUGCUCAAUUAGAAAUAGGCGCACAAGCAGAAUGAAUGGGAAAUGUAGUAAUAAUACCAGCAGCCCUGUUCGAUUAUAUGGCAACUAAACCAAGCGCAUUUAUUGUAAAUUUUACAACCGUUUUCAUAUGCCUCAUUGCAACGAUAAUUUAGAAAUUAAAAUCUGUAGUAAAUCUAUA